AUGAAAACCAGAAAGCUUAUCAAUUGGGCCAAAUGCUACCUUCUACUGCAGCUGCUGAUCCUCUUGUUAAGUCAGCAGCAGGCUCAAGGCAGGCGUUCCAGCGCACAACUGAAACGCCUGAAAGUGCAGUCACCCGCCCAAAUGCUUAAGGAAUAUACAACGCUCACCGCACUCAAUGGCAGCUCCGUGGAGCAGCUGGAGGAGGAGAGCAUUGUGUCCUGGACCGGCGCACGCAUACAGCAUGCACGCAAGUCGAGCUCAACUCGCGGACAAAAUCCGCGUCGGCGUAAAACCAAAAGUGGCCUGCUAAUUGAAAGUAACAUCAGCGCUGAGCCGACCGACCAGGCAGCUGCUUCCUCCGAGAUCAAUGCCAGCAGCAGCACUAGAACGGGCAAGAGAUCCAAACAGCGUGGACGCAACGGACGCCUCCAAAGAACGGAAAGCAAAUCGAAUACCAAUGAUUUGCGCCUGCGCAACACUCAACAGGCAGACGAGGCGAUUAAUUUUGGUGGGCUUUUCCCGCCGCUGUUCAAUGUCGCUCCCCGCGCAUCGAUUUCAGUGAACGCGACCUGUGGCCAAAAUGGAGCCGAGGAAUAUUGUAAAAUGGUGGAUGCGUUUCCGCAUCGAUCCAAAUACUGCGGCACCUGUAAUGCCUACAGCUCCGAUCGUGCCAAGCAGCGACCUAUUGAAUCGCUCAUUUCGCCCAGCUCCAGCUACGAGGAGAGCUGGUGGCAAUCGCCGACACUUCAGGGUGGCCGUCAGUUUGAGUAUGUGACAAUCACCUUGGAUCUGAAACAGACCUAUCAAAUAUUUUUUGUCAUGCUCAAAUCGGCAAACUCACCGCGUCCCGCUUCCUGGAUUUUAGAAAAAUCAAUCGACGGCAUUAAAUACGAGCCCUGGCAAUACUUUGGCUUAAGCGAUGCGGACUGUAAGCGACGCUACAAUCUGUCCGGCCGUAAUGGCAAAUAUAUAUUUAAAAAUGACACCGAAGUCAUAUGCUCAACUCAGUACUCAAAGCCGCUGCCGCUGGAGAAUGGAGAGCUGCACGUGUCCCUGUUGAAGAAUCGACCUGGCGCACAGGAGCAGACGCCGGAGCUGAUGCAGUUUAUCAGGGCGCGUUUUAUGCGCAUACGAUUGCAGGGCAUGCACUCCACAGCGAAUCUGGACAAUAGCGUCGAUUGGGUGCUCGACUCACAGUCGCUGGAGAAGCGCAGUUUCUACAGCCUCAAGCAGCUGCGUGUCAGCGCCCGCCUGGACUGUCACGGCCAUGCGAAUCGCACCCAGGAUGUACCAGGCAGCUCCAUGCUGCAGUGCGUCUGCCAGCACAAUGCGUGCGGCAUGCAGUGCGAGGAGUGCUGUCCACUGUUCCAGGAUCGUGCCUGGACGCCCGGCGGAGAUUGUGAGAUUUGCCAGUGUAAUGGUCAUGCGCACAGCUGCAGCUACGAUUCGUUUCUGGAGCGUGGCAUUUGUCAAAAUUGUGGCAACAAUACGGCGGGCAAUGAGUGUGAAUUCUGUGCCGGCGGUUUCUAUAGGCCCUUCGAUGCGGCGCCCAGUGAACCCUGUUUGCCCUGCGCCUGCAAUCCGCAGCGCUCGACGGGCAGCUGUGCGCCUGUGGGUGGCGCCUGUCAUUGCCUGGAGGGUUUUCAGGGUGCCCACUGCGAGGAGUGCGCCCCGAAUCACUAUGGCGACGAUUGUCGGCGCUGCGAAUGCGAUUUACGUGGCACUGUGGCGGGCAGCGCCUGCGCUGGAAGUUGCCAGUGCAAGGCUCAUGUGGAGGGCGAGACUUGCGCGGAGUGCGCCACGGGCUACUUCGACUUGACCGAGCAGAAUCCGGAGGGCUGCAGUCGCUGUUGGUGCUCGCACGUGUCGGACACUUGUCACAGCGCCAAGCUGCAAACGUUGGCCUUUGAGACGCUGAACGAUUGGCGGUUGACGGACAUACAGCGGGCACAGGCCAUCCCUGUGGCCAUGGAUGCGGAACAUAAGCGUCUGAUCUUUGGUAAUGAGCUGGACGAGGUGGAGGCGAUUUACUGGCAGGCGCCGUUGGGCUAUCUGGGCAAUCGAUUGACCAGCUACGGCGCCCGGCUACAGCUGCAGUUGUCCUGGGUGGUAAUGCGCGGCGAUACUUCAGGCAAGCCCACCACAGGUCCAAAUGUUAUUCUAUGCGGCAAGAAUGGCCUGAAAAUAGCCUAUGCGGAUGAGUCCUACGACAGCCUGGAUCUGGCGCUGAAUGUUACAUUAACGGAGCAGGGCUGGUAUCAUGUGCCGCCGGCGGUGAAGGAUAUCAAGACUAGACUGAGACGCACCGAGGGUGGCGACUAUCAUGGCGAGGUGGUGACCAGAUCACAGUUUCUCUCCGUGCUCGUCUCACUGGAUGCGCUGCUCAUACGCGCCGCCUACCACACAGAUCAGGUGGAGACUUCGCUGGAGCAUGCCAUUAUUUAUUCGGGCGGUUUUGAGCUGGGCGGCAGGGCCACAACGCAGGUGGAGCAGUGCAUUUGUCCAGCUGGCUAUACGGGUUUGUCCUGCGAGGGCUGCGCCUUUGGCUACAAACGCAUUUAUGAAAACUCUACGGAUCAUCAGCUGCUCGGCAAAUGCAUACCCUGCCCAUGCAAUGGACACUCGAACUCAUGUGAUCUGCAGAGCGGCAACUGUGGCGAUUGCAUGCACAAUACAUAUGGAGAGCGCUGCGAGCGUUGCCAGCUUGGUUUCUAUGGCAAUCCGCUGCAGGGCACGCCCCACGACUGCAAACGCUGCGCCUGCCCACUGCUGGAAGAGUCCAACAAUUUCUCGCCCAGCUGCCAGCUAAAGAGCUACAACUAUAUGGAUCUGAAUCCGCAAUUCGAACUGAUCGAGCAUGCGGAAUACAUAUGCACCCAGUGCCCGGAGGGCUAUACGGGCGACCAUUGUCAGGUGUGCGACGAUGGCUACUACGGCAAUCCUUUGGAAUUGGGCAGCAGUUGUCAGCGCUGUGAUUGCGAGGGUGGUCCGUGCAAUGUCACCAACGGUGCAUGCAUCACCUGCUAUGGCAAUACGGAGGGCUGGCGCUGUGAACGGUGCAAGCUGGGCUACUGGGGUGAUCCGGCUGUGGGCUGUGAGCCCUGCAACUGCUAUGCCGAUGGCUCAGAGAGCGGCCUCUGCGACAGCGCCGAUGGCCAGUGCCUGUGCCGGCCCAGAUAUGCGGGACAAAAGUGCAAUGAAUGCGACAUCGGCUAUGCCCAUAUCGAGCUGCAGUGCCUGCCCUGCAAUUGUGAUGCACUGGGCGCCGCUGUGCUGGACAACUGCAAUGCCAGCACCGGACAAUGCGAAUGCAAAUUGGGCGUCAUGGGCGUCAAGUGUUCUGAGUGCCAGGAUGGUUAUUUUGGCAUGAAUGUAAAUGCCGAACAGCUGGAAGAUUUGGCUGCACUGCGCCAGGCCGAGAACGAUGCCGACUGGGAAUUGAUAGGCGAGAAUGACGAUGAGCUCGAUGCUAUGGCCUGUGAGGUACAACAGCAGCUCGGUCAGCAGCAAAGGCGGCUGAAGAAUAGAUGA
Molecule: messenger RNA, 3531 nt
Organism: Drosophila novamexicana
Lineage: Eukaryota; Metazoa; Arthropoda; Insecta; Diptera; Drosophilidae
Product: laminin subunit alpha-1-like
Exons: 6
Coding region: 1-3531 (1176 amino acids)
Biological process (GO): axon guidance
Cellular component (GO): basement membrane
Source: RefSeq, a predicted model, not a curated record